Phycomyces blakesleeanus NRRL 1555(-) is the source of this 678-nucleotide messenger RNA. RefSeq lists its product as hypothetical. The coding region runs from base 1 to 678 and encodes 225 amino acids. The record is from RefSeq and is a predicted model, not a curated record. NCBI's taxonomy places the organism in Eukaryota, Fungi, Mucoromycota, Mucoromycetes, Mucorales, Phycomycetaceae. The transcript has 6 exons.
AUGAACGUUAAUAGCUUCUUAAAUGAUGCUGCAAACUUGCCAACCAAUGCAGUAGAAAAACUGCAAUUAAAAUUGCAGUGUAGAAAAGAAUUCAAAAUUAGCUUUGCUAAAGAAUUUAAUUUGCAACAAAAGGUUGUUGAAAACAUGGCUGAAGCUAAGAUAAAGAACAAGAGAAAACUUGAUGGGGAAAACUACAGACGCAAGGAAAUCAUUGAUUCGUACAACUCAAUGGGUCCUUUAGAAAAAGGCAGAUAUUACGAGAUGGCGAAAGAAGAUUCCACUACUCUUCACCAGGAAUCUUCUGUCCCUGAUGUCAAUCAUGAUGCAAAAUCCAUAUUAACCAUCAUGGAGACAAUGAAGCUAUCAAUGAACUACGAUAGUCUGUUUCUGUUCUGGGAGUCAGGCACCAGCUCCAGUCGAAAGAUUGGUUGCCUCUUGUCAGGAGAUACGUCUUCUAUAUUUUUUAAGUGUAUUGAGGAAGAUGGUGCUCUGAAGAGUUUCUUGGAAGCAAUGGGAAACGUCGAAAGACGCCCAAUGCAGGAAAUACAACCCAUGACCAUUGCUGUCAACGACUUCAGAAAUAAGAUGAACAAACGUUUGAUAAGUUUGUUCAAUGCAAUCAAAAACAAGAAAGGCACCAUCAGAGCCAUUGGAUGGCCAGAAAAGCGUAAGGCUUGA